CCGUAGCUUUCGCAUUCAUGUCCUGGAAUUCCCGAUCCAUGGUCGCGCGUUAUCAACCUGCUACAGAUCUCUCAACAAAGACGAAGAUGCUGUCAGUUUCACUUCUUAUCUUCGGAAGAAAUAUCACAAUCGGACUGGAAUGGAGUGAGCAAAGCCUAAUACAAAGGCAACCCUAAAUCAAGAAGGAUUGGCGAUCACAAGCCCCAGAUAAAGCCAUGGCCGUUUCGCCAUCUGCUCAUCAGAUAUGGAUCCUCUUGAUUUUGUUUGGGUUGGGGUUCGCAUGCGGGCCUGCGGAGGCCCUCAAGGUACCAUUCCGAGCAAAAGAUGCGCUCCCGAUUCUCCCCCGCCAGAUCUCCUGGUCGGUGAUGAAUACCUUCCACAGCGCUGUCGAUCUGCUGCCUGCGUUUGUGGGGUCCGUCGUCCCUGAAGGGCACUCUAUCACGUGGAAGGGGGCGUGCUUCUUAGAGAACGAGGCACGUCUCGAGCUGACGGAUGACGAUCGGGAGAAUGGCCGUGGAGGAGGUGUUCUGUAUAUAAAGACUAGUGUAGCUCAAAGCUGGGCUUGUAUGGAUCUCUAUGUCUUUGCGACUCCAUAUAGGAUAAUUUGGGAUUACUACUUUUCUGCUCGUGAACACACUUUAGAAAUAAAGUCAUGGGAAGAGGCGGCAGAAAAGGAAUAUGUAAAACAACACGGUCUAUCUGUAUUUCUCAUGCCAUCAGGAAUGUUGAGGACAUUUUCAUCAUUGAUUGAUGUCCUGCCCUUAUUUUCUAACACUAGAUGGGGUCAGAAUGCUAAUCUUGCCUUUCUAAAAAAGCAUAUGGGGGCUUCAUUUGAAAAACGAUCACGUCCUUGGGUUACUCAUAUUAGAGAGGAAGAUGUUCACACUGGGGAUUUUUUGGCCGUGUCAAAAAUACGGGGUCGUUGGGGUGGAUUUGAGACACUGGAAAAAUGGGUCACAGGUUCAUUUGCUGGUCAUACAGCAGUUUGCUUGAAAGAUGAAAUGGGCAAGCUUUGGGUUGGAGAAUCAGGACAUGAGAAUGAAAAGGGUGAGGAAAUUAUUGCGGUAAUUCCAUGGGCAGAGUGGUGGAAGCUGGCACGAAAGGAUAAUUCUAAUCCCCAGAUUGCUUUGCUUCCAUUACACCCUGAUCUGCGUGCAAAAUUUAAUGCUACUGCAGCAUGGGCUUAUGCUAAGAGUAUGUUAGGAAAGCCUUAUGGUUAUCACAACAUGAUAUUCAGUUGGAUUGAUACAGUUACUGAGAAUUAUCCCCCUCCUCUUGAUGCUAAUUUGGUGAUGUCCAUUAUGUCUAUGUGGACUAGAUUACAACCUGCAUAUGCUGCUAACAUGUGGAAUGAGGCCCUUAAUAAGAGGCUGGGAACUGAGGACUUGGACUUUCAUGAUAUUAUUGCGGAGACGGAGCGACGAGGAAUGACUUUUGAUCAGCUGCUCACAAUUCCCGAGCAAGAUGAUUGGGUGUAUAGCGAUGGAAAAUCAACAACUUGUGUUGCCUUCAUUUUGGAAAUGUACAAAGAAGCUGGAAUAUUUGAACCACUCUCAAGCUCCAUUCAAGUAACUGAAUUCACUAUUCGCGAUGCGUACAUGCUCAAAAUUUUUGAGAACAACCGAACGCUGCUACCGAGCUGGUGCAAUGCCGAGGUCGAUGACCUGCCUUUCUGUCAGAUACUCGGAGAGUACCGGAUGGAGUUGCCGCAGUACAAUACGCUCCAACCUUAUGCGAAGAUGAAUGAGAAUUGCCCCUCUUUGCCCCCAACCUAUGAAAGACCUGUGAGUUGCUGAAUCCUUAUUUUUGGAAUGCCUCAAAUCUGCUUAUGGUGGUGGGGGUUUAUGGCCUCUUUGAUAGCACCAUUGAUACAGCCAGUCAUUUGCAAGAGAAAUGUAUAUAUGGCUUAUGCUACUUAUAUGCUGUUCUUGUGAUACUUGUUGCAUUGUUUGCCAUUUCAUUCAAGAUAAUAAAGUGGCAUUCAAUGGCUUAAAAUGUCUUCUUUUGGUUGAAAUAUUUUCUUUAUCGUUCUUGAUUGUGAUUUCCUUCGCCUCUCCGCUGGUUAGUACUUGAUUAUGAUUU
Molecule: messenger RNA, 2082 nt
Organism: Dendrobium catenatum
Lineage: Eukaryota; Viridiplantae; Streptophyta; Magnoliopsida; Asparagales; Orchidaceae
Exons: 7
Coding region: 216-1796 (526 amino acids)
Source: RefSeq, a predicted model, not a curated record